AUGUGGUCUUGGUUCGGCGGGGCCGCCGCUCAAAAGCGAAAGGAUGCGCCUAAGGAGGCCAUCCUAACGCUGCGCAAUCAGCUGGACAUGCUACAGAAGCGCGAGAGACACCUCGAGAGUCAAAUCUCAGACCAGGACGCUAUGGCCCGGAAGAACAUCAACUCAGAUAAGAAUGCGGCGAAGAACGCCCUCCGACGGAAAAAGGUCCACGAGAAGAACCUCGAGCAAACAACGGCGCAGAUCAUGCAGCUCGAGCAGCAGAUAUACUCCAUCGAAGCGGCGAACAUCAACCACGAGACUCUGUCCGCAAUGAAGCAGGCCGGUGCCGCUAUGAAGCAGAUUCACGGCAAAAUGACGCUCGAGGACGUCGACAAGACAAUGGAACAACUCCAAGAUCAGCACGCGCUCAGCGCGGAAAUCGGAAACGCCAUUACCAGCGUCCCGAUUGGCGAGCAGCCAGACGAGGCAGAACUCGAUGCCGAGUUGGAGGACUUGGAGCAGGAGGCGAUGGACGAGAGGAUGGUCAAAACGGGCUUUGUGCCUGUUGGCGAUCAGCUGGACCGGUUACCAGCUGCAGGGAAUAAAGAGCUCAAGCAACCCGCCAAGGCAGAGGAAUCCGACGAAGAAGCCGAGCUGGCCAAGCUGCGUGCAGAAAUGGCUAUGUGA
This is a messenger RNA of Penicillium soppii, 666 nucleotides long. RefSeq names its product ESCRT-III subunit protein SNF7. Lineage: Eukaryota; Fungi; Ascomycota; Eurotiomycetes; Eurotiales; Aspergillaceae. Gene Ontology annotation, biological process: vesicle budding from membrane; late endosome to vacuole transport via multivesicular body sorting pathway. Bases 1 to 666 code for a protein of 221 amino acids. The transcript has 4 exons. The record is from RefSeq and is a predicted model, not a curated record. Gene Ontology annotation, cellular component: ESCRT III complex; cytoplasmic side of plasma membrane; multivesicular body.